AUGCACUGGAGAGCAAGGAGAGUGGUCCAGCAAAGGGGCUCCUGCAGGGGUCCCUCUGCACACUCCCAGAGACAGCGCUGGGGCAAGCGCGAGCCGGACAGGCACUGGGCGACUCUGUGCCUCGCUGACGAAAAUCAUCUAAACACGGGCAAAGGAGAUCCUAAGAAGCCGAGAGGCAAAAUGUCCUCAUAUGCAUUCUUUGUGCAAACUUGCCGGGAGGAACACAAGAAGAAGCACCCGGAUGCUUCUGUCAACUUCUCAGAGUUCUCGAAGAAGUGCUCAGAAAGGUGGAAGACCAUGUCUGCUAAAGAAAAGGGGAAAUUUGAAGACAUGGCAAAGGCUGACAAGGCUCGUUAUGAAAGAGAAAUGAAAACCUACAUCCCCCCCAAAGGGGAGACCAAAAAGAAGUUCAAGGACCCCAAUGCACCUAAGAGGCCUCCUUCGGCUUUCUUCUUGUUCUGUUCUGAGUAUCGCCCAAAAAUCAAAGGAGAACACCCUGGUUUGUCCAUUGGUGAUGUUGCAAAGAAACUGGGAGAGAUGUGGAACAACACUGCUGCAGAUGACAAGCAGCCCUAUGAAAAGAAGGCUGCCAAGCUGAAAGAGAAGUACGAAAAGGAUAUUGCUGCUUACAGAGCUAAAGGAAAACCCGAUGCAGCGAAAAAGGGGGUGGUCAAGGCAGAAAAGAGCAAGAAAAAGAAGGAAGAAGAAGAUGAUGAGGAAGAUGAAGAGGAUGAGGAAGAUGAGGAAGAAGAGGAAGACAAAGAUGAAGAAGAAGAUGAUGAUGAUGAAUAAGUUGGUUCUAGCGCAGUUUUUUUGUCUAUAAAGCAUUUAACCCCCCUGUACACAACUCACUCCUUUUAAA
Molecule: messenger RNA, 862 nt
Organism: Mesocricetus auratus (golden hamster)
Lineage: Eukaryota; Metazoa; Chordata; Mammalia; Rodentia; Cricetidae
Product: high mobility group protein B1-like
Exons: 2
Coding region: 1-792 (263 amino acids)
Biological process (GO): regulation of transcription by RNA polymerase II
Cellular component (GO): nucleus
Molecular function (GO): DNA binding, bending
Source: RefSeq, a predicted model, not a curated record